Molecule: messenger RNA, 920 nt
Organism: Condylura cristata (star-nosed mole)
Lineage: Eukaryota; Metazoa; Chordata; Mammalia; Eulipotyphla; Talpidae
Gene: METTL26
Product: chromosome unknown open reading frame, human C16orf13
Exons: 5
Coding region: 82-900 (272 amino acids)
Source: RefSeq, a predicted model, not a curated record
CGCGGCGCGCGGCCCCCUGGGAGUUGUAGUCCGGAACGGCCAGUGGCCCGGCCGCACUCCCCCGCGGGCAGCGACGCCGCAAUGCUGGUGGCGGCGGCCGCCGAGCGGAACAAGGAGCCCAUCCUGCGCGUGCUGCAGCAGUACGUGGACCCGGCCCAGCGCGGCCUCCGCGUGCUCGAGGUGGCCUCGGGCUCCGGCCAGCACGCCGCCCACUUCGCGCGGGCCUUCCCCCACGCCGAGUGGCAGCCGUCCGAUGUGGACCAGCGCUGCCUGGACAGCAUCGCAGCCACCGCUCAGGCCGAGGGGCUGGCCAACGUGAAGGCCCCGCUGUUUCUGGACGUGACCUGGCCCUGGGAGCAGUGGGGCGGGAUCCCACCGCGCUCGCUGGACUUGCUGCUCUGCAUCAACAUGGCGCACAUCAGCCCCCUGAGCUGCACCAAGGGGCUCUUCCAGGCCGCGGGUCACCUGCUCAAGCCCAAGGCGCUGCUGGUCACCUACGGGCCCUAUGCUGUCAACGGGAAGAUCUGGCCUCAGAGCAACGUGGAUUUCGACCUGAGUCUCAGAUGCAGGUCUGCAGGGGGGGAGGGGAGGCUGCUGGCGAUCGCCCCGCUGACCGCUGCCCUCUCCCCACAGGAACCCAGAGUGGGGGCUGCGGGACACGGCCCUCCUGGAGGCCUUGGGCCAGGCCAGCGGCCUUCUCCUGGAGCGGAUGGUGGACAUGCCGGCCAACAACAAGUGUCUGAUUUUCCGGAAAGAGUGACCGGCCCUCUCGCCUGGCUGGUCCCCACUCGGCCCCCCCUGGCACCGGCCGGGACCACCAGCCUCUGUCUCUCUGGGCCGCUGGCCUGGCCCGGCCUGGGGGCUUCCCGGUGGGCGGCCACGGGGCUGCGGGGAGCCUGAGAAUAAAGCCACUGCCCAGC